Messenger RNA from Eriocheir sinensis (Chinese mitten crab), 1951 nucleotides. Its product is annotated as WAS/WASL-interacting protein family member 1-like. The transcript has 5 exons. Lineage: Eukaryota; Metazoa; Arthropoda; Malacostraca; Decapoda; Varunidae. The record is from RefSeq and is a predicted model, not a curated record. Gene Ontology annotation, cellular component: extracellular region. The coding region runs from base 133 to 1842 and encodes 569 amino acids. Gene Ontology annotation, molecular function: chitin binding.
GCCGGAGCGCACCUGAAUAGCGGCAGGUGAGAGGAGGAGUGUCUCUCCGUUGGCUCGCAAGUGAGGGUUAGUGUGUCUGUUUGUCGUGGGAGCUGCUGUACAAAGCCACUACACGGCCAGACAGCUGUGACCAUGGAGCGACGGGUCCGGCUGGCUGUCCUGUUAGGUCUGGUGGCAGCUGUGGCGGCCCAAGACGCUGCCCCAACAGACGGAGGCGGUGAAGGUGAUAAAGCCGAUGAGGGAGGUGCUAAAGAGGGUGGCGGGGAAGUAGGAGCCUCAACCAGACCUCCCCUUACCGGCAACCCUCAGAUAGACUACUUGGUCGACCCCAAUCUGCCCCAUGAAUUGAUCGGGUAUGACCUGAGCGAGUACCCCUUCUAUAACAAGCUCCCGAAAGACCUACUGGACCCCAAAUUCAACUUCACCUGCGACGGGAGGCACGACGGCUUCUACGCUUCCAUCCCCCAUAAAUGUCAGGUCUACCACAACUGCCUCUUCGGUCAGCGUUACGACUUCCUGUGCGCCAACUACACCGUGUUCGACCAGAAGAACUUCAUCUGCCAUUACGUCAGUGAGGUGGACUGCCCCGGCUCGGAGAAGCACUACGACAGAAACGAUGAACUGUAUGUGACCACCACCACCACCACCUCCACGCAGGCACCGCCACAGAUCAUCUACGUGAACCGUCCCCGUCCACUCCGAGGCCCCGGCAGGAUCCGCCCCAAGAACCCGAGACGCCCCAACUUCGGUGGUGGCGGAGCUGGAGGCGGCGGCGGCGGCGGCGGCGGCGGCGGGGGCGGCGUCGGCCCAGGAGGCAAGCGGCGCCCAGGAAAGCGAAGGCGGACCACCACCACCACGCCUGCCCCAGACUAUUACGACUAUUACGACGACUAUUACGGAGAUUACUAUGACUACUACGGGGAUUACGAGAAUGAAGCUUCCACCACCACGACCACCACCACCACGCCGAAGCCACGCCGUCGGCUAAAUAGACCGCGGCCCGGCAACAGACCGAGGCAGGGAGAGCAAGGCGGGCGGCAGGGAGAGGGUGAGGGUUCAGACACCGGGGAAGGCAGGCCAAGGGGCGGGAGUGGAGGGCGGCCAGGAGGAAGGGGUCGGCCAAGGCAGAGGAACAACCCUACAGAUGCAGAGGAGCCCAUCGAAGACACCAACCCUCGGCAGCAGGGGGGAGGAGGUCAAGACCAGGAUUCACAGGACGCCCAGCCAGACACUUCCACGGGAGGCAGCAGACGCCGGCCUUCGAAUCGUCCCCGUCCUAAGAUAAACCUUGGCCGUAAGCCGACCACCACCACCACCACGACCACUGAGGCUGCCCCGGAAUAUUAUUACGACGACUAUUAUGACUAUUCUGACAAUGCAGAUACCACCACCACCACCACCACCACUACAGCUGCCCCUGCCCCCGGGCGUCGCGUCCGCCCGUCGUCACGCACGAGAUCCCGCGGAGGCAGCGAGGCCGCCGAGACAGAACCGACCACAGACGCUCCCUCAACCCAGAGAGGGAGGGUGAGCGUCAGGAGGACACCCCUCGUCGAUGACCAAGGACCGACUGAGGACGAGGGGGCGGACACAGAGACGGCGUCUUCCCCGCGACAGCAGCCAAAGUUUCCUUCCCGCAGAGGCAGCGUCACUAGGAAUGAACCCGAAACAGCGCCAGAAGAGGAACCUGUGAUCGAGGAGGAAGUAGUUGCCGAGACAGCGGUGGAAGAGCAGCCGACCGGCCCCAGCAGGAGGAGAACCAGCAGCAGGCGGGGCUCUGGCCGUCCGGGCCCCUCGCCACCUAAAGAGGCAGAACCUGAAUACUACUACGACGACUACUAAGUCCGAUAUUUAUUGUGUACAGUCGCUGCACUUCUUGUUUUGUAUAUUAGUUACAUUGUUUAUACCCGACCUUCUUGUAAUAAACAAAAUAAAACAAAACAAAAAUGUU